Messenger RNA from Hyla sarda, 4141 nucleotides. It is a transcript of the gene HHIPL1, whose product is annotated as HHIP like 1. Gene Ontology annotation, molecular function: iron ion binding; heme binding; cholesterol 24-hydroxylase activity. Bases 27 to 3377 code for a protein of 1116 amino acids. The record is from RefSeq and is a predicted model, not a curated record. Gene Ontology annotation, cellular component: membrane. The transcript is spliced from 23 exons. Gene Ontology annotation, biological process: cholesterol catabolic process. NCBI's taxonomy places the organism in Eukaryota, Metazoa, Chordata, Amphibia, Anura, Hylidae.
CGAGUCUCAGUGCUGGGGCUGUCAGGAUGGGGCUGCCAUGGGCUGUCAGGAUGGGGCUGCCAUGGGCUGUCAGGAUGGGGCUGCCAUGGGCUGUCAGGAUGGGGCUGCCAUGGGCUGUCAGGAUGGGGCUGCCAUGGGCUGCCUGGCUGCUGCUCCCGGCUCUGCUGCCCCGGGCCCUCUCUCACCCGCAGUGUUUGGACUUUAAGCCCCCAUUCCGGCCCCCGCAGCCUCUCUCCUUCUGUGUACAAUACAGGGACUUCGGCUGCUGUGACGCCUCCCGGGACGGGGAGAUCAUGGAGACGUUCUACCGGGUGAUGGGGCACGUGGAUGAGGCUGGGUACGAGCUGUGCGCUGCCCAUGUGCAGGACAUCCUGUGCCAGGAGUGUUCUCCCUACGCCGCUCACCUAUAUGAUGCAGAAGACUCUAGCACCCCAAUGCGCUCGGUGGCUGGACUCUGUGAGGACUAUUGUGCGGACGUCUGGAAAAAAUGCAGAUCGCUUUUCCGCUACAUAACUUCUGACAAAGAAUUACUGGCUUUGGAAGGGAAUAUGGCCAAAUUCUGCCGCCACUUGGCUCUAGAUGACGUCGAUUACUGUUUCCCCCGUUUGUUAGUGAACACAAAACUCAACCAGAACUUGGGCUUAGUGACGGCUGACUCAGAGGGCUGUCUGCAGCUAUGCCUGGAAGAAGUGGCGAAUGGCCUCCAGAAUCCGGUUGCCAUGGUCCACGCCAACGACGGCACACAUCGCUUCUUUGUGGCGGAGCAGGUUGGUCUCGUAUGGACCUAUCUCCCUGACCGCUCCAGACUGGAAAAGCCAUUUUUAAACAUCUCUCAAGCCGUCCUGACCUCGCCCUGGGAAGGCGACGAGCGAGGGUUUCUAGGAAUUGUCUUCCAUCCAAAUUUUAAGCAUAAUGGCAAAGUCUAUGUUUACUACUCGGUGGAAAUUGGCUUCGAUGAGAUCAUCCGAAUCAGCGAGUUCAGAGUUUCCACUCAUGACAUGAACACGGUCGAUCACAGCUCAGAGAGGAUAAUCUUAGAAGUGGAGGAGCCGGCAUCCAAUCAUAAUGGCGGGGAGAUACUCUUUGGAGAUGACGGCUUCCUAUACAUAUUUAUUGGAGACGGAGGCAUGGCCGGAGAUCCGUUCGGAAAGUUUGGAAAUGCUCAGAACAAAUCCACUUUAUUAGGCAAAGUCCUCCGUAUUGACGUGAACCAUAACAACCACGGACCUCUUUACCGAAUCCCACCAGACAACCCGUUUGUCAAUGACCCAUCUGCCAGGCCCGAAGUCUAUGCUUACGGGGUGAGGAACAUGUGGCGCUGCUCAUUUGAUAGGGGAGACCCCCAGACAAAGGAAGGGAAAGGACGCCUGUUCUGUGGAGAUGUAGGACAAAAUAAAUUUGAAGAAGUCGACAUUGUAGAGAAAGGAAAAAAUUAUGGCUGGAGAGCCAGGGAAGGCUUCAGCUGCUAUGAUAAAAAACUGUGCGCCAAUUCUUCACUAGAUGACGUUCUUCCGAUUUUCGCCUAUCCUCAUAAACUGGGGAAAUCAGUCACUGGUGGGUACGUGUACAGAGGCUGCGAAUAUCCAAACCUUAAUGGACUUUAUAUAUUCGGAGAUUUUAUGAGCGGGAGAUUGAUGGCCUUGAAGGAAAACCAGAAUACAGGGGAGUGGCAGUACCAUGAGAUCUGUAUGGGGAUGGGACAGACGUGCAUGUUCCCCGGCCUUAUCAAUAACUAUUAUCAGUACAUAAUCUCUUUUGCGGAGGAUGAAGCAGGAGAACUUUACUUCAUGUCUACUGGUAUACCAAGUGCCACAUCCCCCACCGGUGUCGUGUACAAGAUUAUAGACACCUCAAGGAGGGCCCCGCCGGGCAAAUGCCGUUUCCAUCCGAUACCAGUGAAGACGAGGAGCGCCACUUUGCCCUUUGUACCAAAAGAAAGUUUCCUUCUAUGCUGUGGAUAUAUCUACUACACCCACCUAAAGUGGGACCACAUCCCUGGACCCCCCAGAGACAGUUUUUUCCUUGGUCAUUCACCAACACUGAUGAAGCUGAUGGAGAAUAAUGUGGUCAUUUACGAGCCCUUCUUCGAUUGGAUGGAAAAGUAUGGGCCAGUAAUACGUCUUAAUGCAGUCCACAAGGUGAUGGUCUUUGUUCUUAGCCCCGAUGGAGUUAGGGAAUUCUUGAUGUCACACAAAUUCACCAAAGAUGAUUUCUAUGACCGUCUGCACAGUAUGUACGGAAAGAGAUUUUUGGGACAAGGUCUACUUUCCGAUCGAGACUAUGAGCAUUGGCACAAACAGAGAAGGAUUAUGGAUCCUGCAUUCAGCAAAGCCUACCUAGUAGGAUCAAUGAGAACCUUUAAUGAUAAAGCAGAGGAACUGGUGGACAAACUGGCAGAAAAGGCAGAUUGGAAAUGUCAGGUUGGAAUGCACGAAAUGAUGAGUAGAGUCACACUGGAUGUCAUUGCCAAGCUUGCCUAUGGGAUGGAGCUGAAUGCUGUUCAGGAUGAUCAAACGCCAUUUCCUCAGGCUAUAACAGUUAUUAUGAGAGGAAUGGUAGAAACACGCAAUCCACUGGCACAGUUUAAUCCAUACAACCGAGCCUUUAUCAAAGAGGUGAAAGAGAAAAUGCAUUUUCUGAGAAAAACAGGCAAAGAAUGCAUUGAGCAAAGGAUGAAGGUGAUUCAAGAUGGAGAGGACGUUCCUAAAGAUAUCCUUACGCAGAUCCUUAAAGCUGCUGAGCUGGAAGGCGGCUGCACUAUGGAGGAUUUCAUAGAUAAUUUUGUGACUUUCUUCAUUGCAGGACAAGAAACAACCGCCAACCAGCUGUCCUUUGCUGUUCAGGAAUUAGCACGACAUCCAGAGAUACUAGUAAGGGUCCAGGCGGAAGUGGAAGAAGUUAUUGGCUCAAGAAGAGACAUUGAAUAUGAAGAUCUUGGCAAACUGCAAUAUCUCUCUCAGGUUCUAAAAGAAACUUUAAGGUUGUACCCCACAGCUCCGGGAACAUCAAGGAGCUUAGAAGAGGAAAUGGUCGUCGAAGGAGUCAGGAUUCCUGCUGGAUCGAAUGUAAUGUUCAACACGUACAUCAUGAGCCGGAUGGAAAAAUAUUUUUCUGAUCCCUUGGUCUUCAACCCAGAUAGAUUCCACCCUGAUGUCCCCAAGCCUGCCUAUGUCUACUUUCCAUUUUCUCUUGGGCCGCGAUCAUGUAUUGGACAAGUGUUUGCUCAGAUGGAGGCAAAGGUGGUCAUGGCCAAACUUAUACAGAGGUAUGAGUUUGAGCUGGUGGAAGGACAGAGCUGCAAGAUUUUGGACAAUGGGACCCUGCGCCCCUUGGACGGUGUCAUUUGCCGACUGAGACCUCGAGCAUCAAAGAAAUAAACCACAUUACCUAAUUCCAUAGGAAAGAACAUUUGGAUUAGUUCUCAUUCAUACCAGGGUACCAGUUCUGUACUUUGGUCUAUGUCAGUGCUCAUGCCUGGGCCUGGGUAAUGGACGUAUUCUCCCUAAGGGUCACACAUAAUGGAUGUGCAGCGUAUUUUAUGCUGCGGAUCCGCCAAUGACCCGACCCAUAGUGUGCCUUCAGCUGUUGCCACACAGGGGCCUGCGAGUCACACAGUGCACUCAGUGACUCGCAGGGCGGGGCAAAAGCUGGAGGUACACUAUGGGUUGGGUCAACCGGCGGAUCCGCAGCGUUAAAUACGCGGCAGAUCCGUUACGUGUGACCCUACCCUUGGGAUAUGUUCACACUGUGGAAUUUCGGUGCUUCUGCUCAGAUUCAUUUCUGCCAAUUUGUGCUAAAUUUAUGCAAAUUAUCUUGCGCUCCGCACACAGACUUUGGAUGCAUCUCAGAGUUCUAUUGACUUUAAUGGAGUUCUCCAAAAACUAUUGACAGGUUCAAUGUUUUUUUUCAGAAUCCAGAAGAAACAAUUUCCACAACGGAAAUUCUGCAGCAAAAAAAAUUUGCUGUUUGAAUAUUAACAAUAUUACGGUAACUUCAUGUACCAGAAGUUCUGAACUGAAAUUUUCCUCCGGAUCCUAUAUGGAAAUGUUGCCGUGUGAACAUACAAUUCACCACUAUAUAGAUAUUUCCGUAUUUUAAAGGGGACCUCUCAUCAAACAAACUUUUGAUAUAUUUUAUAUUA